This is a messenger RNA of Aspergillus melleus, 1818 nucleotides long. Its product is annotated as putative Patatin-like serine hydrolase. NCBI's taxonomy places the organism in Eukaryota, Fungi, Ascomycota, Eurotiomycetes, Eurotiales, Aspergillaceae. The transcript is spliced from 3 exons. Gene Ontology annotation, cellular component: membrane. Gene Ontology annotation, biological process: arachidonate metabolic process. The record is from RefSeq and is a predicted model, not a curated record. Bases 1 to 1818 code for a protein of 605 amino acids.
AUGGACGCGGUAAACUUGCGCCGCAAGGACACCACCAAAGGUCCGCCGCUUCGGAUUCUAUCGCUAGAUGGCGGUGGCGUCCGAGGUUACUCGAUGCUUAUCAUCCUGCAGGAGUUGAUGUAUCGCAUCUACGUCGAAUGCGAAGGCAAAGCCCCGCGGCGCGAUCAGAUCCCCAAACCCUGCGACCAUUUCGACCUCAUUGCUGGCACCGGCACCGGUGGGUUAAUUGCUCUCAUGCUGGGGCGCCUGCGCCUCGACCUCGAGACCUGCAAGGAAGUCUACGUGCGCAUGACCCGUCGAGUCUUCGAGACCGACAAGACCAUCGCCGGCAUUCCGUACCGGUCGACGUUAUUCAAGGCCUCCAAGCUGGAAGAGGCUAUCCGCGAGUGUGUCCGAGAACAUACCGUCUACGAAGCGGAGGGAAACGAUGCGUCCCCCGGCGGCGCUCGCAACUCCAUGGCCAGCGCGCCUUUCAGUCCGAACUCCCUUCCGCAGCGCUCCGGCAGUCGCGCCAGCUUCAGCACCAGCACGUCACAUUCUUCGAACCCGAGUCAGCGGGGCUCCGCAUACAUCAACGGUCUUCGGUGGGGCAAUCCGGACGCGCUGUUGUAUGAUAACCGGGAAUACCGGACCAAGACUGCCGUCACUGCAUUGUAUAAAGGUACCACGCGGCAUGGAAAUUCCGUGCUCCUCAGAUCCUACGACUCCCGCAAGGAACCGCCGCCUGAAUUCAACUGUACGAUAUGGCAAGCCGGUCGGGCCACGUCGGCGACCGGACUCGCCUUCAAGCCCAUCCAGAUCGGCCAGCACGUGUUCAUCGACGAAGGGGCCGGCACGUACAAUCCGUCGCCGCAGGUUCUAGACGAGGCCGCCGUCAACGAGUGGCCCGGACGGGAAGUGGGCGCGUUCAUCAGCAUCGGCACGGGUCGACGCCCGUCGGGCACCAACAACCGACAGCACGAGUGGUGGGAGGACUUCUUCGGCGACGCGCUGGGCACGUUCGCCGAGGCGCGACGACGACUGAUCGCCAAGAUCGAGGGCUGCGAAGAUAUCCACAAGGACAUGCUGCGCGACCAUCUGGCCAAGCGCAACGUGAGCAAGGACAAUUACUACCGGUUGAACGUUGAGGUGGGGGUGGGUGAAUUCGGCAUGAACGAAUGGAACCGGCUGGUCGACAUCAGCACCAAUACCCGUCGGUACCUCACACGACCGGAGGUGAAGAAGCAGAUUCUCGAUGCCGGUGUGAAGUUCGCCAAAAUCGAGCGCAUGAACCAGCGGCUGGCAGCCCACCAGGCGGCUGGUAACUCGGACAUGCCCAACUUCCAGGAUGACGGCUCCAUGUAUAUUCAGAGUCCUCGACUGUCAGUGCCGCCGCCGCCGCAUUUCGUCGUUGAACUACCCGCCGAAUUGCCGGGCGACUUCGUCCUGCAUCCCCCUUCCAACGCGGGGUCCGUCGACGACCGACUCCCUGUGCAUCCCACGCCGCAGGACACGGUCAUGCCGUCGCCGGCGCGAGGGUCGGGCAGCGAUCUCGGCAGUUUCUGUCCCAGCGACGUCAGUCGACCCGGAUCGCAACAGCACGGAUCCCCGCGACGGAGUAUGGACCACAUGUUCGAACACGGGGCGCCGCCCGUGCCUCCCAAGACCCCAAUCCCUUAUCCGCCCGACCACCCGAGCGAGCUGGGCGAGGUCCCGAUGCCCAUGCCGUUGUCGGUCGCCAGUCCCGGGCGAAAUGGCAAAGUGCGACCGCCGUAUCCCGUGGAUGAACCGCCUCCGGUGGUGAACAAGCAGCGAAAGCCCAGUUACCACGUGCGGUGA